Molecule: messenger RNA, 1167 nt
Organism: Dovyalis caffra
Lineage: Eukaryota; Viridiplantae; Streptophyta; Magnoliopsida; Malpighiales; Salicaceae
Source: the annotation of a GenBank genome assembly
AUGUCCCAAUGGGCAGAUCUUCCAAAAGAACUGUUAGAGAUGAUCAGAAAACGCUUAGAUUCUCGAGUGGACUUACUUCGCUUUCGUGCUGUCUGCACUUCAUGGAGAUGCUCUGCCUCUUUACCUUCAUUUGAUCAAGAAAUUCCUCCUUUGCUUCUUAAGCUUCCUGGGUCAAUCUCUGCAGAUGCAGCUCUCAUGCAAACUAGUGUAUGCCGGUUGGAACCUGUACGUAAAUGUCCAAACUAUUCUUAUUCCUUAUCAAAAUCUUGGUUGGUUAAAGUUGGAGAGUCGAAAUAUGGCAAACUACAGCUUUUGAAUCCACUUACUAAUCAAGAAGCUAAGGAUUCACCAAUAUCAUUGAAUUUACAUGACUUUAAGUUUGUACAUUUGAGUAAUGCUUUUUUUCUUAAAUGGUCAAAUGGGUUUCUUGUUUUUGGAAUAAAUAAGGUUGUUCUGUUUCCUAUCUCUGCAAGCUGUAGUAAUAAAGAUGAAUUGGGAAUGUUGUCUAUUUAUCAUGAAGGGAAAUUGGGCUAUUGGAAAUAUGGAGAUGAGGAAUGGACUUUGUUAGAUGAUAAUAAUUUUGAAUAUGAUGAUAUUGUUGUGUACAAGGACCAGUUUUAUGUUGUUGAUAGACGGGGGACGGUUUCCUGGAUUGAUUCAUCAUUGAAUGUGAUUCAGUAUUCACCUCCACUUUAUGGUUGCGGAGAGAAAAAGAAUUUGGUAGAGUCAUGUGGAGAUCUUUAUGUUGUUGAUACGUAUCUUGAUGGAGAAAGGAGGACAUGGAAAGAUUAUGAGGAUGUUAUGGAUGACAAUAAUAAUUUUCGUGGUCGGAGAAGAACAAGGAAACAAACCAGACCUAAUAAGGCAGUCGAUUUUAGAGUCUAUAGGCUGGAUGAAGAGUGGGCUACUUGGGUUGAUUUGAAAUCUCUAGAUGAUCGAGUCUUUGUUUUGGGUAUGGACUGUUCUUUCUCGAUUUCGUGCAGAGAUUUUAAUGGAGGUAAAGGGAAUUGCAUAUACUUCAUUGAUGGAGAUGAUUUUGUUGUUAGGGAAUUGAGUGCAGGUCGCAUUCAUGUGUUUCAAUUAGAGGAUCGUAGCAUUGAGCAACUUGCCGUGAUUCCUGAGUUUUCUGAUAUAUUCUGGCCACCCAAUAUUGGCUCCUCGACAUAA